CUUCUUCCCUCCUACCGAUCCGCUCUGAGAGCUCCACAGAUCACAGCCACCAGAGGAUAGAUAGAAAGAUAGAACGGUUCCUCCUCCGUCCACAGAGCAGAAACACCAGUGGAUGGAUAAGUUCCUGCUGCAGGUCACAGCCUCUCUAGAGGAUCACACAGAGAGAUGAUGAGGACUAGAGGACGUCCAGCAUCUUCUCAUCCUGACUCUCAGUGGAGGGAAGUCGUCUCCUGUCCAUGGAUGUGAAACAUCCUGACAGCUAACCGUGAGGAAACAUCUCUGCUAUGUUUCCAUGUUUAGCUCAUCUCCAAGCCUCUGAUCCCUCCCUCCACUCCAGGACAUGAUGGAUUACUUCUUCCAGCGUCAUUUCGGGCGACGGAGGAAACGUCAGAAGCUCAUCGCUGCAGCGCGUCCUCCUGCUCCUGCAGUUCAGACCAGUAAAGCCAGGAGGCGCUCUAGUGUCGGUCUGCCCUCAGUGACUUUAGUCCAGUCCAGACGCUCCUCCGUCGGUCUGCCUCCGGUUUGUCCCGACCAGAGGAGACGUCCCAGUAUCGGCCUGCUGGUGGCCAGUGGACAGAGACGCCAGUCCAUCAUAGACCAGACCAACCCUGGAGACCCAACAUCUGGACGAGGACCAGAUGUUGGCAUCACCAAAGGACGGAGGGCGUUCCAUCAUAACGCUCCUCAUGCUCGUCGUCCCUCCUGCACCGUCUCCUGCGUCCACCGUGGGCUGGCAGUGAGACAUCGGCGUCCUCCUAAAGUGAAGUCCAUAGAGUCUCAUCCUGGCUCGUCCAUGCUGCUGGCCAGUCUGGUCCAGAUGGGACGAGGAGACAAAGACAACGAAGAGUCCAUGGAGGAGCUGGAGGCCUCCCAGUGCUCCUGUUCUGAGUCAGAAGAAGAAGAAGGAAGUGAGGAAGAGGUGGAGAACAGAACCAGAGACCUGAAGGACUUCAGGCCCUCAGCUCAGGCUCAUCUAACCCAGGCCGUCCACACAGAGACCAUCAGAGCCAAACCUUUACUGCGUCCUCCUCGCUGUCUGAGAAGAAACUCCUCCCACCUCCUCCCAGCAGACUCUGUGUUUCAGAACAGCCAAGAAGCUUCUGGAGUUUAUGGUCACUAUCAUCCACGAAGCUCCAGCCAGAGUCAGGACACGUUGAACAAACCCAUCCAGACCUCCAGGACCAGCCCCAGCCUGGUCCAGCUGGCCUCAGCAGGUCUCAGGGCUCCAGGAUCCUCCUCUGGGUCUGUCCUCCAUAAGAGCUGCUCCUCACCGCUGGACGGACCUCAGGGAAGCAUUUACUAUGAUCCUUACCUGGAGACAUGGGAGAACUUCCUGUCGAAAGCCAUCGCUAAGUCGGGCCUGCACCAGCUGCCCUGCCAGCCCAGCACCUCGUUCCUCAGCAAGACCGACCCAGAAGCCAACAUCCGCAGCACUGUGGACUGGACUGAGUCGGCGGUGUACGGAGAUCAUAUCUGGUUUGAGACCAACGCGUCUGGAGACUACUGCUAUGUGGGAGAACAGCACUGCAUCGCCAGAGCUCUGCAAAAGUCUGUCAGCAGGAGGAAGUGUGCUGCCUGUAAGAUCGUCGCUCACACCAUCUGUAUAGAACAGCUGGAGAAGAUUAACUUCAGAUGUAAACCUUCAUUCAGAGAGUCUGGCUCCAGGAACAUUCGAGAGCCCAUCGUGGUGCGUCACCACUGGGUGCAUCGGAGACGGCAGGAAGGCAAAUGUAAACAGUGUGGGAAGGGCUUCCAGCAGAAGUUUGCUUUCCACAGUAAGGAGAUCGUUGCCAUCAGCUGCUCGUGGUGCAAACAGGCUUACCACAACAAAGUUUCCUGCUUCAUGCUGCAGCAGAUAGAGGAGUCCUGUCCGGUUGGAGCUCACGCUGCCCUCAUAGUUCCUCCAACAUGGAUCAUCAGGAUCAGACGCCAUCAGUCUUCUAUGAAGUCCAGUAAGAAGAAGAAGAGAACUUCAUUCAAGAGGAAAAGCAGCAAGAAAGGAGCAGAGGAGGGCCGGCAGUGGAAGCCGUUUAUAAUCCGACCAAUCCCCUCUCCUCUGAUGAAACCACUGCUGGUGUUCGUCAACCCAAAGAGUGGAGGGAACCAGGGAACUAAGAUCCUCCAGUCCUUCAUGUGGUACCUGAACCCCAGACAGGUGUUUGAUCUGACCCAGGGAGGACCAAAGGACGGGUUGGAGCUGUACCGUAAAGUCCAUAACCUGAGGAUCCUGGCCUGUGGAGGAGACGGCACGGUGGGAUGGAUCCUGUCCUGCCUCGACGACCUCACAUUAAAUCCUCAACCUCCCGUCGCCGUGCUGCCGCUGGGGACAGGAAAUGACCUCGCACGGACCCUCAACUGGGGAGGGGGCUACACCGAUGAACCGCUGUCUAAGAUCCUGUCCCAUGUGGAGGACGGAGCUGUGGUCCAGCUGGACAGGUGGAACCUACAGGUUGAACCAAACACCAGUGCAGGGGCUGAACCGGAUGAGCAGCAGACUGAUAAGCUUCCUCUGGACGUCUUCAACAACUACUUCAGCCUCGGGUUUGAUGCUCAUGUGACUCUAGAGUUCCACGAGUCCAGAGAGGCCAACCCAGAGAAGUUCAACAGCCGGUUCAGGAAUAAGAUGUUCUACGCUGGGACGGCCUUUUCAGAUUUCCUGAUGGGAAGCUCCAAAGACCUGUCGAAGCACAUCAGAGUGGUGUGUGACGGAACAGAUUUAACAUCCAAGGUUCAGGACCUGAAGCUGCAGUGUUUGGUCUUCCUCAACAUCCCCAGGUAUUGUGCCGGUACCACGCCGUGGGGAAACCCCAGCGAUCACCACGACUUUGAACCCCAGCGCCAUGACGACGGCUACAUCGAGGUCAUCGGGUUCACCAUGACAUCACUGGCAACUCUGCAGGUUGGAGGUCAUGGUGAGAGGUUGAACCAGUGCAGAGAAGUUACCCUGACCACCACCAAACCUCUGCCAGUGCAGGUGGACGGGGAACCCUGCAGACUCGCUCCGUCCGUCAUCCACAUCAGCCUCAGGAACCAGGCCAAUAUGGUCCAGAAGACCAAACGGAGGACCUCAUUACCUCACCUUAAUGAUCAGCAGCCGGUCCCAGAGAGGUUGAGGAUCAGAGUCAGUCGGAUCAGUAUGAGCGACUAUGAAGCUUUGCACUACGACAAGGACAAACUACGGCAAGCAUCCAUUCCUCUGGGGCUGAUCGUGGUUCCUGGUGACAGCGACUUAGAAACCUGCCGAGAACACAUCCAGCGGCUGCAGGAGGACUUCUGCUCUGUCCAACCCGUCCUCAGAUGUCUGCAGGAGGAGGCGGCCAAGCCAAAGAUUGUUUCCUCGCAGAGAUUAUCUCCAAAGUGGUGUUUCCUAGACUCUACGACAGCAGAUCGCUUCUACAGGAUCGACAGAGCCCAGGAACAUCUCAACUAUGUGUCAGAAAUCUCCCAGGAAGAGAUCUUUAUCCUGGAUCCUGAACUGGUCGUCAUGGCGACAGUAGGCACCUCCCCCUCAGCCAUGCCUGACCUGGUUAACCCUUCGUCCUCCGGCCUGGUCAGCAGCAGUUCUUCCCAGAGCAGCGAGUCAACAGUGACAGCUCUGCAGCUGAAGCUUUAACGCACAACACAACCCCUGUGGCCAGCAAACUCACCCGGGCGGGUUGCAUCCAUCGAUCCAACACCACUGCUGCUGAUUUUAACCUAAGACACCGACAGGAAAAGAACCAGAAGUCGAGUGAAGCAGACAAAGACAAAGAAAAAGAAAUGUUGAUCGAAUGCGUGAAGAACAAGGACCUGAAGAAGGUAAGAGAUGGUUUCUGAAACUAAUGUGUGAAUCUUCAUCUACAGAUGGAGUUUGGUUUCAAGGCUUGAGGCUCCAUUGGACAAUUUAAAUCAUCACCUCUGAACUCCAGCAUAAAGCAUGUUGACUUUUUUUUAACUAAAAUUACACCAUUUAUCAGAGCUAGAAACCGUAAAAACAGAGAACUGAUUGACUUCCAGGUCUCUGACUGUCAUUUCCACUCAUUUAUGUGGUUCUGUCGAGAAAAUUACCCAAACCUCAGCUUAAACUCAUGUAGUUUCAUCAAAAUUACUUCAUGUGUUAUUCAAAAGUUUACCAAAAACAAUCAACAGAUUCUGUGAAAAACUAGAAAUGUUGAACUCUUCGGUAGAAGCGUGAAGUUGAGAUAGACUCGACUGACACAAACACUCUAGUGACAGAUAUACAGGAACGUUUCUGCUGCUUGGCUGGAAAAUUUAGACAGAGGAGCAGGAACCUUAGAUGAAUCCAGGAAUCCAGGUCGUUAUCGAAAAUGAGAACUUGUUCUCAACUAACUCACCUGGUAAAAUAAAGGUUAAAUAAAUAAAUAUAAAUAAAUGUGUUGAAGAUCCAUUCAGCAUGGUGAAACAGCUCUAUGUGUAAAGUAGUGAAAAACCCAGCAUUUAUGGAGGUCAUUAAAACGUUAGCAGUAAGGAGCCUUUGGUAUGGAGAGAUAAUAUUCUUUCUAGUAAUGACUGAGGGCACUGGAGAAAUAUCUGUAAAUUAAAUAAGCAAGAAAAUCUGAAUUUAGUUUUCUGUUUAGUUUAUAACUUUGUUCCACGACACCAAAGACAUGUUUGAGUUGUGUAGCCGUUAUUAUUGUGUUUCCACAGAGGAGCAAGACUUUAGUUUCAGCUGUUUUUAUAUUUUAUAGUUUAGAGUGUUUGGUGAUUUUCAAACAAACACACAAUCAUGAUGUUUAGAACAACAGAAGAGGAUGUGAGAUGUUUUUAGAUUGUCUUAAACCUUAGUCUGAACCCGGCACCUGGGAAAUACGACUCUAUGCUAGACUGCACAUUACGCCAGCGUGAACAUCCCAUAAUACAUUGUUCAUUAUGUGCUGCUGAUAAUAAACAAUGGUGGACGGCGCCCAGAGCAGCUCAGCAUCUGUUCCUCUUCAGUCUGAGGUUUAGAGAUGGAAACGGAGUCUGAUGAGCUGACGGGUCUGUCUGGUGUCAGGAAGAGGAAAUGAUGCUGCUGGGUUACCAUGGAAACACCUCAAACUGGCAGUAUAACCUUCAGGAAGUGACCCGUUAUUACACUGAGUAAAGCUGCUUUAAAGAUGCAGAUUAAGGUUUAUUCCAGUAAUAGCAGAGUGGACCAAAUGCUGGGGAUGAUCUAAAAAAGAUAAAAACAACCAAACGUCCAAGUCUUCGGCUCCGUCAGGUCUUCAGCUCCGUCAGGUCUUCAGCUCCGGCAUGUCUUUAGCUCUGUCAGGUCUUUAGCUCUGUCAGGUCUUCAGCUCCGUCAGGUCUUCAGCUCCAUCAGGUCUUCAGCUCCUUCAGUUCUUUAGCUUCUUCAGGUCUUCAGCUCCGUCAGGUCUUCAGCUCCGGCAUGUCUUUAGCUCUGUCAGGUCUUUAGCUCUGUCAGGUCUUCAGCUCCGUCAGGUCUUCAGCUCCAUCAGGUCUUCAGCUCCUUCAGUUCUUUAGCUUCUUCAGGUCUUCAGCUCCGUCAGGUCUUCAGCUCCGUCAUGUCUUUAGCUCUGUCAGGUCUUCAGCUCCAUCAGGUCUUCAGCUCCUUCAGUUCUUUAGCUUCUUCAGGUCUUCAGCUCCGUCAGGUCUUCAGCUCCGGCAUGUCUUUAGCUCUGUCAGGUCUUCAGCUCCAUCAGGUCUUCAGCUCCUUCAGUUCUUUAGCUUCUUCAGGUCUUCAGCUCCGUCAGGUCUUCAGCUCCGGCAUGUCUUUAGCUCUGUCAGGUCUUUAGCUCUGUCAGGUCUUUAGCUCUGUCAGGUCUUCAGCUCCGUCAGGUCUUCAGCUCCGGCAUGUCUUUAGCUCUGUCAGGUCUUUAGCUCUGUCAGGUCUUCAGCUCCGUCAGGUCUUCAGCUCCAUCAGGUCUUCAGCUCCUUCAGUUCUUUAGCUUCUUCAGGUCUUCAGCUCCGUCAGGUCUUCAGCUCCGUCAGGUCUUCAGCUCCGGCAUGUCUUCAGCUCUGUCAGGUCUUUAGCUCUGUCAGGUCUUUAGCUCUGUCAGGUCUUCAGCUCCGUCAGGUCUUCAGCUCCGGCAUGUCUUUAGCUCUGUCAGGUCUUUAGCUCUGUCAGGUCUUCAGCUCCGUCAGGUCUUCAGCUCCAUCAGGUCUUCAGCUCCUUCAGUUCUUUAGCUUCUUCAGGUCUUCAGCUCCGUCAGGUCUUCAGCUCCGUCAGGUCUUCAGCUCCGGCAUGUCUUCAGCUCUGUCAGGUCUUUAGCUCUGUCAGGUCUUUAGCUCUGUCAGGUCUUCAGCUCCGUCAGGUCUUCAGCUCCGGCAUGUCUUUAGCUGUGUCAGGUCUUUAGCUCUGUCAGGUCUUCAGCUCCAUCAGGUCUUCAGCUCCUUCAGUUCUUUAGCUUCUUCAGGUCUUCAGCUCCGUCAGGUCUUCAGCUCCGGCAUGUCUUCAGCUCUGUCAGGUCUUUAGCUCUGUCAGGUCUUUAGCUCUGUCAGGUCUUCAGCUCCGUCAGGUCUUCAGCUCCGGCAUGUCUUUAGCUCUGUCAGGUCUUUAGCUCUGUCAGGUCUUCAGCUCCUUCAGUUCUUUAGCUUCUUCAGGUCUUCAGCUCCGUCAGGUCUUCAGCUCCGGCAUGUCUUUAGCUCUGUCAGGUCUUCAGCUCCAUCAGGUCUUCAGCUCCUUCAGUUCUUUAGCUUCUUCAGGUCUUCAGCUCCGUCAGGUCUUCAGCUCCGGCAU
Molecule: messenger RNA, 6679 nt
Organism: Acanthochromis polyacanthus (spiny chromis)
Lineage: Eukaryota; Metazoa; Chordata; Actinopteri; Pomacentridae
Product: diacylglycerol kinase zeta-like
Biological process (GO): regulation of synaptic transmission, glutamatergic; lipid phosphorylation; intracellular signal transduction
Cellular component (GO): nucleus
Molecular function (GO): ATP-dependent diacylglycerol kinase activity
Source: RefSeq, a predicted model, not a curated record